Messenger RNA from Pungitius pungitius (ninespine stickleback), 2871 nucleotides. Its product is annotated as sodium/glucose cotransporter 1-like. Lineage: Eukaryota; Metazoa; Chordata; Actinopteri; Perciformes; Gasterosteidae. Gene Ontology annotation, biological process: sodium ion transport; transmembrane transport. The transcript has 15 exons. Gene Ontology annotation, cellular component: plasma membrane. The coding region runs from base 36 to 2012 and encodes 658 amino acids. Gene Ontology annotation, molecular function: D-glucose:sodium symporter activity. The record is from RefSeq and is a predicted model, not a curated record.
CAACGCUCCUGUUCUCUUGUCACCCUCUCAGCGAAAUGGCUCGGGAUUAUUUUGGAUUCUCCUUGACAAGGAACAGUGCAAGAAACGGCACUAGCACGGUGGUGCUUGACAACGCAGCAGAUAUCUCCGUCAUUGUCAUUUACUUUUUGGUUGUCUUGGCUGUUGGUGUAUGGGCAAUGGUCCGAACCAACCGAUCCACAGUAGGUGGCUUCUUCCUGGCAGGGAGGAGUAUGGUGUGGUGGCCGAUUGGAGCAUCACUUUUUGCCAGCAACAUUGGCAGUGGUCACUUUGUAGGCAUCGCUGGGACUGCUGCAGCCGGGGGAAUCGCCAUUGGUGGAAUGGAGUGGAAUGCUCUUGUAGUGGUCAUCAUUCUGGCUUGGCUUUUUGUGCCCAUCUACAUCAAAGCUGGGGUGGUCACCAUGCCUGAGUACUUGAAGAAGAGGUUUGGUGGACAGCGCAUUCGCAUCUAUCUCUCUGUGCUGUCCCUCAUCCUCUAUGUUUUCACCAAGAUCUCAGCAGACAUGUUCUCUGGAGCCAUUUUUAUCAACCAGGCACUUGGAUUGAAUAUCUACCUCGCUGUCAUCAUGCUUCUAUUGAUUACCUCCCUAUACACCGUAACAGGUGGAUUGGCUGCAGUGAUCUACACAGACACCUUACAGACAAUCAUCAUGAUUGUUGGAUCGUUAAUCCUUAUGGGCUUUGCUUUCAAUGAGGUGGGAGGCUAUGAAAACUUCCAGCGGCUCUACAUGGAGGCCAUCCCCUCGAACACAUUUAACGCCAGCACGAGUUGCUACGAGCCUCGAGAAGACUCCUUCCACCUCUUCAGGAAUGCAAUUACAGGAGACAUGCCAUGGCCCGGCGUUAUCUUUGGACUCACCAUUCUGGCCAUCUGGUACUGGUGCACGGAUCAGGUGAUUGUCCAGCGCUGCCUCUCCGCUAAGAAUUUAUCUCACGUUAAAGCAGGCUGCAUCUUGUGCGGCUACCUGAAGCUGCUGCCUAUGUUCCUCAUGGUGUUCCCGGGGAUGAUAAGCAGGAUCCUCUAUCCAGAUGUGGUGGCCUGUGUGGAUCCGGAUGAAUGUCUAAAAUACUGUGAUGCCAGUGUCGGCUGCACCAACAUCGCGUAUCCCAAACUGGUGGUGGAUCUCAUGCCCAAUGGUCUGCGUGGUCUCAUGCUCUCUGUGAUGAUGGCCUCUCUGAUGAGCUCGCUCACCUCCAUCUUCAACAGUGCCAGCACUCUCUUCACAAUGGACAUCUACACUAAGAUACGCAAAAUCGCCAGUGAAAGGGAACUCAUGAUUGCUGGCAGAUUGUUUAUUUUGGCCCUGAUUGGUGUGAGCAUAGCGUGGAUCCCUGUGGUGCAAUCAGCCCAGAGUGGUAAGCUUACUGACUACAUCCAGUCCAUCACCAGCUACCUCACGCCACCUGUCGCAGCUGUUUUUAUCCUCGCCAUCUUCUGCAAGCGUGUCAAUGAGUCUGGUGCAUUUUAUGGCCUCGUGAUCGGCCUGCUAAUCGGCCUCUCCAGGAUGAUUACAGAAUUUGUUUAUGGGACAGGUAGCUGCAUUUACCCCAGUAACUGUCCCACCAUCAUAUGUGGAGUCCACUACCUCUACUUCUCCAUCAUCCUGUUUGUUGUCUCCUGUAUCAUCAUCCUGGGAGUCUCUCUCAUGACCAAACCCAUUGAGGACAAGCAUUUGUAUCGACUGUGCUGGAGCCUGAGGAACCAUACGGAGGAGAGGGUGGACCUCGAACAGGAUGAUUGGAUCGAUGACAAAGAGUCCAAUGAUAUGGAAAUAGAAGAGCACGCGGAGGAGCCCGGCUUGUGCAAGAAGGCGGUGAUGUGCUUCUGUGGCCUGGAUCAGAAAAAAGCUCCCACAUUGAGUUCAGAGGAGCAGGCAGAGUUGCAGAAAAAGCUCACAGAUACCUCAGAGGUGCCUCUAUGGAGGAACGUUGUCAAUGCAAAUGCCAUCAUUCUCCUGUGUGUGGCCGUUUUCUUUCAUGGGUAUUUUGGUUAAAGAAACUCUGUUGGCUCCAAAUGCUCUCGGAAAAUGUAUUUUUAAAUGUGUGACUUUAAUGUAUGACUACAUAAAGUUGUGGUCAAAAGUUUACAUACACUUGUAAAGAGCAUAAUGUCAUGGCUCUCUCUCAAACUUCAGUCAAGCCUUUAGGUGCCACUUUUAGAGCAAGGGCUUCCUUCUUGCACGGCAGCCUCUCAGUCCAUGGAGAUGCAAAACAAAGGGUUUUUAACACAAUUAUAAACCAUGCUUUUUCAAAAGAAGGACCAAAUGACAUUCAUGGAAGGAAUUCCCCCCCCCCCCAUGAAGUCCCAACCAGAACCUGGACACUUACCACAUCUACCGCGCAAAAAACGUGCUUAUCGUACAGCAUACAUGCAGCGGGUGACGUGUACUUAUUUCACCUGCUGUAAAUCACCUUCCAACACAGGAAGGAAUAAUGCCACUUCAACUACUGACAUUGGGCUCUGGACAAUGCAUCAGCAACAAUAUUGUCCUUCCCUAAAAGCUGCUGGCAGCUUGCGGCCCGUCAUCGGUGUCUCACAUGCCGCCUACAGUCGUUUGAACUCUCUCUCUUGCCCACGACACUUCUGCUGCGUUGUCUUUAGCUUCUUCCUCAGACUCCCCAACUGCUCUUCCAGUGGCUCCUUGCGUUUUCACUGCGGAGCAGAAUCCUCCGCUCUGUAGUUGUGGGUCUGGCGCUGUGUCGCACCGCAUUUGGUGAAGUGCUGCGAGCAGACGUUAUUGUACUUUCAUGGCUUGAAGUUGUUCCUCCUCACUGCACUAACAUCUGGGAGUGCCAGAGGAAACUUGGGGAAUAAAAUGUCUUUGUCUUUAUGGUAGCGGUUCUUGCAGCCGU